Molecule: messenger RNA, 1412 nt
Organism: Schistosoma mattheei
Lineage: Eukaryota; Metazoa; Platyhelminthes; Trematoda; Strigeidida; Schistosomatidae
Source: the annotation of a GenBank genome assembly
CUACCAUCGGUGAUGACUGCGGAGGAAGCCACAGAAUCUAGUUGCCUGGACAGUUACCAGAGGGCAACGGCUGUUACAGACUUUUCUAGCCGGGGUACCAGUCGCGGACAGUCAAGCUCGAGGUGCAGUAGAUGGUCAUCAUGGAACAACUACCAUGGCCAUCAAGCUCAAUGCAUAUACUGCAAGAGGUUUGGCAGGAAUGCUGAGAGAUGCGGCCAUAACCGUUCCCAUAACCCAGGUAAGCCGCGUCUUUAUUAUUUAUCUUCUUCUCAUGUUGAUCAUGUCUGCCCGAUUACGGUUAGAGGUAGAGUGCAAGGCGUUGAGAUAGAAAUACUACUAGACACGGGAGCUUCGGUAUCUCUUAUCAAGGAAGAGCUCUUGAGGAAACUGAACUAUAAAACUCAGCAAAAUCGGUGUCUCUCUAGGUUAAUCACAGCAUGUGGCGAUCCUUUGAAACUGUGCUCUAAGGUGUGGUUAGACCUCACGAUAGAAAAGCAUCAGUUUCGGCACGAAUUUUUAGUUUCUUCUGCAUUAACUUGGGACAUGAUUCUAGGCGUUGAUUUCAUGUUAAAACACCAAGUCUCUAUAUUCAUGGAUAGGUCAUAAGCAAAUAUUGGUGAGGCUAUGGUACACCUGCACCACUAUGAGAUGCCAACUAAGUCUAUAGCCCAUGUGAGGAUUUCAGAACUUGUACGUCAAGUACAUAGCAAUCAAAUAAUAACAGAAAAUGAUCACCGCGCAACGAUUGCUAUGUUCCAGCAGUUAAGUUCUGUGUUUGAAGAAGGUAUUUCCGGAAAUCGGACGACUAUAGUGCAACACAUUCUUCACAGGUGACCAUAUGCCACUUCGACAGCCACCUCGUCAGGUACCAGUGCACUACCAACCACAACUGGAUGCAAUGAUAAGAGAUAUGGUAGACAAAAACAUUACAGUCCCUUCAUCCUCUCCCUGGGUGUCACCUAUUGUUCUAGUGAAAAAGACUCCUCUCCACGUAGAUUAUCGACGCCUUAAUGCCGUAAAUAAACGUGAUCCCUUUCCGCUUCCGUUGAUCGAUGCUACAUUAGACACCUUAAAACGCGCAAGUUGGUUUUCGGCAUUGAACCUAGCGUCUGAGUACUGGCAAGUGGAAGUCCGACCGCAAGAUAGGAAGAAAGCGGCAUUUAUAAAACCAAAUGGUUUAUAUGGAUUUCAAGUGAUGCCUUUUUGUUUAACGAGUGCUCCGGCUACUUUUAAGUGACUAAUGCAAACAAUUUUACAAGACAGUAGCCCAGAAAAGUCUGAUUUACCUUGAUGGCAUUAUUGUGCAUGGUAUCGCACCCGAACAACACAAUACUAGUCUGAAAGCAGUUCUUCAGAGCAUAAACAACAAAAUUUUAAAAACCGUCACUGUUUUACUCUUGUGAUUUGUUGCA